AUUUGUCUUUGAGAGACUGGAAGCGACUGUAAAAGCUUUUGACCGCGUCCUUUCCGCAAAAUGGCGAAAUUUUAGACUGAUUUUCUCUCAAUUUUGUUUGAAAAGUCGCCCGGGACGACCUGUAACCAUAAAAGAUGAGUUCAGUUUUUGCAUUACGCGGUUCUGAAGGAGGCAAGGACGUUAUUUUGGCGGAGGGAAAGACUUCUAUUGGCCGAGGACCAUUGCUCAGUGUAGCAGACAAGAGGGUCUCAAGGUCCCAUGCUACAUUAGAUAUAAACAAUGGCAAACUUACUCUUUCUGCUACUCAUACCAACCCAACAUUCUUUAAGCUGUCGGGUCGAGAGAAGUUUUCAGCCCUGAGAAAAGAUGAGAGUCAGGAGCUUAAGACAGGAGACUUGAUUUCCCUACUUCCUGACCAGCAUGUGUUUGAGAUUAUCAGUAUCAACCCCAAUACACACAGCACAGCUGUGAAUAAUGGGGCACUGACCGAUGAGAAGACACUUGCUGGAAGUACUGAGAAAUCUCAAGAAGAAAAAGUUGUGAGUCCAGAAGAGGACUCAAACCUUGAUGGAACCAGCAAUGGAUCUCCUUCUGAAGAGAGUUCUGCUAAACCCAGCCCAGGAGAUGAUACAACGCAAAGCAGGGAAGCACCUCCAAUAACCACUGGUGUAGAAGAUGCUGAGAUGCUUAAGAAAUCCCGUAACCUUCCUGCAUGGAUGGCAACAGGAGGCCAGGCCACCACUGCAAGCCCUCCUGUCACCAAACCUGUAGGGGGACCAGUGAAACGAGGAAGGGGGCGUCCGAGGAAAAACCCAGAUGCGCCUAGUAAUAAUAACACAAGUGGACACGACUUAGCAUACAUCCCAACUCCUGCUGAGCGGCGACAGCCAGUCUACAGAGAUACUGAUGAUGAUGUGGAUCGAGAGCUGCUUGAAGAAUUCAUGUUCGACAACGAUGAUGAAGAUGACAUUGAGGAAGAUGAUGAGGAGGAGUGGAGCCCAGUGGCGAAGAGUCCUUCUAGAAGAGGACGUGGGAGAGGAAGGGGGCGAGGAAGGGGUAGAGGAAGAGGAAGUAGUCGUGGCCGUGGCCGUGGCAGGGGUAGAGGUAGGGGUAGGGCAAAGAGGAGAAAGACGAAAGAAUAUAGUGAUGAUGACAGUGAGGAGGAAUUUGAGGAUGAGGAGGAUGAGUCCUAUUCGCCAAGAGCCAACCUCAGAAAGAAGUCGCGAGAAAUGAGCUAUAGCGAGAAUGAUGAUCCAGAUGAGGAUGAAGAUGAAGAGGUCGAUCUCCCGCCAAGGAAGGCUGCACGCCUGAGUGAGGGAGGGGGGCAAGCAGAAGACCCUUUAUCUAGAACGAGAGGCGAGAACUCCGCGAGUGACGAAGACACAAGUACUACCACCAAACAGAAGCUGUCUGUCUGCCCCUACGGCAAGCUUUGCUAUAGAAAGAACCCUCAGCAUUUAGAGGAAUAUUCUCACGAGGAGGAGAGGGACACUGGGAACCACAAACCAGAAUGUCCUUUCGGUACGGAGUGUUACAGGAAAAACCCGCAACACUUCCAAGAAUACACUCAUCCAGACAUCCGAGACGCAGGUGAAGACGACAGCGAUGACGACGAAGAACCGGACGAUAGCGAGCGAUCCUCGAGUGACGCCGAGAGCUACAAACAGCAGGGUUCAGAUGACAGCGACUGGGGCCCGAAUGACGAGUCCGAGGACGAAGACGUUAAAGAGCUAUUGUCAGAAGCCCGGGGAUUCCUUCGGCGUAAGAACAUGACUAAACCCGUGUGAUACACAGAUUAGACACUGUUGAAGAGCGAUGUGGCUCACCUUGUCAUGACUUCUGAGUGGUCUUGAUAGCACAGGACUGUGAUGGUACUUUGACCUCCAUAAUGUUUGAGCGCGAUAGUACAAAAACCUUGAUAGAACGUGAGCGUGAUGGUGCCAUGACUGUGAUGUGGCCAUGAUAAUGCCUGGCCGUUUAUGGUACAAAACUAUGACUGUUAUAGUACGUGACCGUGAUAUUGCCGUUACCGUUAAAAUACGUGACCGUGAAAGUGCAGUUUUCAUGAGCGUACGUGACCGUGAUAGUGUCGUUACCGUAAAAGUACGUGACCGUGAUAGUGCCGUUACCGUGAAAGUACGUGUUAAAGUACGUGACCGUGAGAGUGCGUAAGAUUUUACCGUGACCGUGAUAGCGCGUGAUCGUUUGAUUUUACCGUGACCGUGAUAGCGCUUGAACGUAUGAUUUUACCGUGACCGUGAUAGCGCGUGACCGUAUGAUUUUACCAUGACCGUGAUAGCGCGUAACCGUAUGAUUUUACCAUGACCGUGAUAGCGCGUAACCGUAUGAUUUUACCAUGACCGUGAUAGCGCGUAACCGUAUGAUUUUACCAUGACCGUGAUAGCGCGUAACCGUAUGAUUUUACCGUGACCGUGAUAGCGCGUAACCGUAUGAUUUUACCAUGACCGUGAUAGCGCGUAACCGUAUGAUUUUACCAUGACCGUGAUAGCGCGUAACCGUAUGAUUUUACCGUGACCGUGAUAGCGCGUAACCGUAUGAUUUUACCGUGACCGUGAUAGCGGGUGACCGUAUGAUUUUACCGUGACAGUGAUAGUGCGUAACCUUGAGGAGAUUGCGGGUUUCGUCACGCCGUUCGUUGACUACUGCACACGGGCCAGGAUCUUGGCUUGGUGUAGAGUUAAGUAGUGAUAGAGUGACACAGUGUAGAUUUGUAGAUAUGCCGGAGCUUGCCGUAAAAGGUUAUAGAUUGAAAUGUAUAUUUACGACAAACAAACGUAUUGUACCUAUAGAAAUAAAGUUCUUGUAAAUUAUAUAACCUUUAUGAAGCGAAAAUAAAGCAUGACAGAUGG
This is a messenger RNA of Nematostella vectensis (starlet sea anemone), 2870 nucleotides long. Its product is annotated as aprataxin and PNK-like factor. Lineage: Eukaryota; Metazoa; Cnidaria; Anthozoa; Actiniaria; Edwardsiidae. Gene Ontology annotation, biological process: double-strand break repair. The coding region runs from base 135 to 1787 and encodes 550 amino acids. Gene Ontology annotation, molecular function: DNA-(apurinic or apyrimidinic site) endonuclease activity; 3'-5' exonuclease activity; protein binding. The record is from RefSeq and is a predicted model, not a curated record. Gene Ontology annotation, cellular component: site of double-strand break; nucleus. The transcript has 9 exons.